Messenger RNA from Sclerotinia trifoliorum, 1922 nucleotides. The record is from the annotation of a GenBank genome assembly. Lineage: Eukaryota; Fungi; Ascomycota; Leotiomycetes; Helotiales; Sclerotiniaceae.
AUGAACUUCUGGAGCUGGAUUGAAGCAUGGCGAGUCGCAUUUGAGGAUGAGUGAAUAAAGAAAACAUGUGUUGUAUGUAAGAGUUUGAUCUUGGAUUGUGGCCAUGCUUUUAUAUUAUAUUUGAUAUUUUUUACAUCCAGCUUUUUUGUGCAAUAUCUUUCAUCAUUUAUUAAUCUACGACAACAGCAAAGAAGAUACCCAUAUUCUAAGAAGGAAGAACGGUCAAAUUGCAAUCAUGCUCGAAUAUUUCACCUACAAAAAGGUCAAGAAACACCAAGCUGAGAAAAAGGGAAACGCUUCCAAUUCCAGCACUCCUCUUGCAUCUCCAGUUCCAGUUUCCCCAGCAGCUUCUUCACGUCCGCGCCCUCUAAAUACAGUCAGAAGUCCAUCUGCGGAAUUGAGAAAAGAGGGCGCAAGUCCAAUUCUCAACGAGGAAGAUGAGUAUUUCUUACAUAGGUUUAUAAGUGCAGAGGAGACUCCACCUCCACUUCCGCAGAGAAGACCUACGUUACCGGUCAGACCUAGUGAGAGGGCUAUUGAGGGAAGAAGAAUGGGAGACGAGGCUGGGGAGUGGAGGGAUAAUGAGUUGCAGAUGAUUUUAAGGGAGGAUGGUGAGGGAGAGACUAUUGAAAAGGAUAAGGAGAAUAAAGUGCGGGGCAAAGGAAAGGGAAAGAUGCGUAAGGAGGAAGAGAAAGUUGAUGACAAUACUGAAAAAGCGGCGAACAAAUGGAAAAAGUUGAGUUUCUUGCAUAAAGGCAAAAAGGUAUGUUGUGUGAAACUUCAACUUUCUGAUCAAAUAGGCCCUAACAUCUUCUUUCCAGGAAAAGGAUGCCAAAGAUAAAAACCCAGGUCUACAACCAGACCCUAACAUUUCCGACACAGAAGCCCAACGCGAACAAGACGAUCUCACCAAAGUCCUCGACGAUCUCUCCCUAACUGCCUCCAACAACCGGGCCUUUUCCCUCUCCCCCGACUCCACCGUCCUCGUCCAAAAAUUCACCCUCAUCCUCAAAGAUCUUAUAAACGGUGUACCAACCGCCUACGAUGACCUCGUCCACCUACUAGAAGAUUCCCAAGGAACCCUCUCCAAAUCCUACGAUUCCCUGCCUUCCUUCCUCCAAAAACUCAUCACCCAACUCCCCCAAAAAGUAACAACAACUCUCGCUCCCGAACUCCUAGCCGUAGCUACAGAAGCCCAAGCGCACAGUGUCGCGAACGCUGCAUCUGCCGCGCAAGCUGGUGGAAUGGGCGCUGCGGCCAAAGCAUUCCUUACACCUUCUUCCCUCAAAGAUUUAGUUACCAAACCGGGUGCUGUGGUUAGUAUGUUGAAAGCGAUUGUGAAUGCGUUGAAAUUGCGCUGGCCGGCUUUUAUGGGGACGAAUGUUUUGCUUAGUUUGGCGCUUUUUGUGCUGUUGUUUGUUUUUUGGUAUUGUUAUAAGAGGGGGAAGGAGGUUAGGCUGGCGAGGGACGGGAGGGUGCUUGCUGAGGGGGAGUUUCUUACGCCUGGAGAGGAGGGAGGUAGAGAUUUAGGGGUGAUUCGACAGGGAUCGAGACGGGAGGGUGGUGGUGGUAGUGGUGAUGGUGAUGGGGGUGGGGAUGGCUAUAAAGCGAGGAGAGAUGCGCGACAGAGAGAAAAGGAAAUUAGGAGGGAAGAGGAAAUGAGUAGAAGUCGAAGGAGCGAGAAGGGGAGGAAAUAAGUAAGAUUCUUACUUCAAUUGAUGGGACAAUGUAAUGAUGGAUGGUUAUGAUGAUACGAUAUGAUGGAUAUGAUGGAUACCCCUAAUAUGAUGGAAUAUGAAGCCUGAUUUAUUUCAUUUUUACUUGUAUUGGGUAAUUGGUUUUGGUUCUCGCGCAUGAUACACACGAUACAGUGGAAUACGAAUAAUUAUUUAGUUUGCCAAAGUAUGCAGGCAAUACAACAC